Molecule: messenger RNA, 381 nt
Organism: Gongylonema pulchrum
Lineage: Eukaryota; Metazoa; Nematoda; Chromadorea; Rhabditida; Gongylonematidae
Source: the annotation of a GenBank genome assembly
UUGAGCUUAGCGCUUUUUCAGCUGGACACAGAUUUUAGUUCAAUGACCAGAGAUGAACGUAUACAACGAGAUUUUGCACAACUAUCGGAAGCUAAACGACGACGAUUGAAUGCCGGAUCGGAAAGUUCGGAUGCGGAAAAAGAAACGGCAGAGCCUCGUCCCGGUGAUAAAGGUUUCAUAAUGCGUGCACGUGUGCCACGGGUCUCCCAGAAAGAUUACGUGGUUCGACCAAAGAGUAACGUUGAGGGACAGUUUCGCGGAGCAACGAAAAAUCGUGCAACCAGCCGUUUUGAUCGAACACAACGCGAAUUCAAAGAGCGCACAAAGCAGCAACGGGCACAACGUGCUGUUGCUGUUAGCAUUAAUCGGGUAAAUUUCUAA